AUGGCUUCUCCGUCGGCGGGGCCUGCUGGUUCUGAUGUGCUGAAAUCGUACGCUCAAGUUGUGAACAAAAAAACAGAGCAUCCUACGUUCAAACUUCCCAUGCGUUUUCCGGUUGAUAUCGAUGGUGAGAUGGGCUUUGUUUUCUCAGAGUUGGAGAUGACAAAAGCGGCAGAUGAUUUCAGGUAUGCUCUGGUGAUGAAGUUGAUGAAAUCACGUCCUUCCAUUGACAAAAUAAGACUCACGGUGGUGAAAACCUGGGGGCUGUCCGAAGUUCCAACUAUAAGUUUUAUGGACGAAUUUCAUGUGUUGAUUCAUAUGAAAAAUGAAAGAGACUUCGUGCAUGGUUGGGCACGUGAAGGAACAACAAUGGAAGGCCUCCCUUUUCGGCUAUUUAAAUGGACUAAAGACUUUGAUUUGCAAAAGGAAUCCCCCUUGGCACCCCAAUGGAUUUUUCUGCCUGGUCUACCGAUGCAUUUAUACCGGAUUGAUUUUUUACAGAUAAUAGCUACAAGGUUUGGUCGGUAUCUUGGAACGGACAAUGCAACCUUGAAUCGUACUCGUGCUUCUGGGGCUCGCAUCUGUGUUGAAGUUGAUCUAACGAUGGAACCGGUAAAGGGAUUUCCGAUGGUAGUUUCUCCUACAAACUGCAUUUGGCAGGAGGCCAAAUAUGAAAGAUCUGGUUUUUAUUGCUCAAAAUGUUUUAGACAAGGGCACACUUCUGUUGUUUGUAGGGUGGGUGAGAAGAGAAAAAUUGAAGGAAAAGUUAAAGGGAAAAAAAUCUGGCAACAAAAGGGCAUUAAGGAGCCGAUGGAGGAUAAAACUGGAACUGUUAUGGGGGAGAAAAUAUUGGAUACAGGGGCUGUUAAUGGCAAUCCGAAUGAUAAUAUGGCAAAUGCUUCUGCUGCUCAUGACAUGGGUGUUUUAAAUGUGACCAGUCCUAUAGAGAUGGUUUCCGAAAAAAAUGUAGAUGAAGUGGGGACAAUUUCACAACCGGACUUGAUAAAAAGCGAUGACAUGAUUCAGCCGAGAGAAGGAAAACAGGUUGCAGAAACAGAGUGUGGUCAACUUGUGCAAGCUGCUAUACCGAGAUACUCUAACAAUAGUGAUGAAGAAUGUGAAGAAGUUUGGCAUGAUGAUGAACCUGAGCUGCAACAGAGUGCACAAGCAGAUAAAAUGCAGAUUACGGUGCUGGCUGAGAAAGAAUCUAACGAACGUACAGGCAAUGGAAGUCCACAACGAGCAGUUAUGGAAGGUUAUUCUUCGGAGCGAGAGGAAGGAGAAAUUACUGUUUUGUUGGGGAAAGAAAAACUGUAUGAUACAGAUGGGGAGAGACAAUCCACUGCUGCAAAAGUUUCAAAAUCAGAAGCUUAUGAGGAAAAAUCGUGUUCUUAUGUGGAGAGACGGGCUCUUUGGCAAGAACUUGAGGGGUUGCAGGUGACUGAUCAGCCUUGGAUCGUAAUAGGUGAUUUCAACACAAUUAGAACGGAUUCUGAGAGAAUUGGUGGUAAUCCUCGAUCUCUACCUUCCAUGAAUGAGUUUAAUGAUUUUAUUGACAUGUGUGGUCUAUUUGAGUUAACGUGUUCGGGACAACGGCUGUCUUGGUGUAAUGGGCAUGCUAGGACUUCACGGAGUUGGGCGAAGCUUGACAGAGUGCUCAUUAAUAAUAAUUUUUUAACUCGGUUUCAGUUUGCGAAAGUGAAUUAUCUUAGUCGUAAAUCUUCAGAUCAUUGCCCGAUGGUAGUUUCUUCAGAGAUACCGUUUACUGCAUAUGGUCCAUCUCCUUUCCGUUUCAUGAAUAUGUGGUGUUUGCAUGCUGAUUUUUUGAACUUUGUGAAGGAAGUGUGGAACAGACCGGAUGAGGUACAAGGCAUGAUGAAACUUGCGACCCGUUUGAAACGUACGAAGGUUGCUUUAAGAGCUUGGAAUAAAACGGUUUUUGGAAGAGUGGAAGGGAAUAUUAGAACUCUUGAGGAGAGAAUGGAUAUUUUAGAGGAGAAGCUUCAACUUGAUUUUUCCGAGGAGCUAGAGGAUGAUUUUUUAGCAACUAAAAUAGAACUGGAUUUAUGGGAGAAGAGGGAAGCCUCUCAUCUGGGUCAACUUGCUAAGAAAAAAUGGCUGAAUGAUGGUGACAAAAACUCUGCUUUUUUUCAUGCCGUUAUUAAGCAACGUCGUCUAAAGGGCAUGAUCAAGAGAAUGGUGCUUUCAGACGGAAGGGUUUUGGAGAGUGCCGAAGCAGUUCAUUCGGGUGCUGAGAGUUACUUUCGGAACUUCUUAAAUGAAAAUUCAGAAGUUGAGAGUUGUGCUUUGGGCGAGCUAGUUGAUGAAAAAGUCUCAGAAAACGAUAACGAGAUGCUUUGUGCGGAGCCGACUGAGAUGGAGGUUAAACAAGCCAUUUUCUCUAUUCCAAAAAAUAGUAGUCCAGGUCCUGAUGGUUUUGGGUCUGAGUUCUAUAUGGUUUGUUGGGAUAUUGUGAAGGAGGAUGUCAUCGCUACGGCCAGAGAUUUUUUCAGAGGUACUCCUUUACCCAGGUUUUACUCUUCCUCUUUUAUUGUUUUGAUACCAAAAGUACCUGAACCGACGAGCUUUGAUAAAUUUCGUCCCAUAAGUCUUUGUUCUGUAGUGUAUAAGAUUUUUUCCAAGAUCAUUGUUAAUAGAUUGACAGGCAUUAUUGAUAAAGUGGUGUCGCAUGAACAAGGUGCUUUUGUUCCAGGACGUAGUAUCUUUGAAAAUAUUACAUUGGCACAGGAAAUGGUUCAUUCUUUGAAUAAAAAAACUGUUGGUGGAAAUGUGAUGUUGAAAAUUGAUAUGGCUAAGGCUUAUGAUAGGGUGAAUUGGGAUUUCUUAUUAAAGGUUUUCAGGGCCUUUGGUUUUUCUGAGAGGUUUUGCAGGUUAAUUGGUAAUUGUAUAAAGUCUCCUUGGUUUUCUAUUUUGAUGAAUGGAACUUUGAAAGGUUUCUUUAACUCUUCAAGGGGUUUACGUCAAGGAGAUCCCCUAUCCCCUUAUUUAUUUAUUGUCAUGGAGGAGAUCUUAACUAGACUGCUGAGGAAAAAUUUUGAGGAAGAUAGGAUUGGUAAAUAUCAUCAUCCUAUUGGUGCUCCUUUGGUUUCACACCUUUUCUAUGCUGAUGACGUCCUUAUUUUUGUUAAUGGAGGGAAAUGUUCGAUUAAAAAUCUUAUGCAUGUGCUUGAGUUAUAUGAAAAAUGGUCGGGGCAGAAAAUUAAUAAGGAGAAAUCAGCGUUAUUUGCUUCUAAGAAGAUUGCAUCAAAUCGGAAGCGUAGUUUGAUCAGAAUCACUGGUUUCAGGGAAGGUAAUUUUCCGGUCACGUAUUUGGGGGCCCCUUUGAACUCGGGUAGAUCGACAACCAGAAUUUUUGAGUAUCUUGUGGAAAAAGUGAGAAAGAAAAUAGCUGGAUGGAAAUUCCGACUCCUCUCACAAGGUGGCAGGUUGAUUCUUGUUAAACAUGUUUUGUCUAGCAUGCCUAUCCAUCUGAUGUCAGUAAUGAAUGUUCCGGUUUCUAUUCUUUCCUGUAUAAAUUCUCUUCUUGCUAAUUUUUUAUGGGGGGAGACGGUGAAUAAACGAAAAUUACACUGGAUGUCUUGGAAGAAGGUGUGCAAGCCUACAAAGGAAGGUGGUUUGAGUAUUCGGGAUUUUAAAGAGGUGCAAAAGUCGCUUCAUAUGAAAUUUGCUUUCCGUCUUAUUGCUACUAAUAAUUUGUGGACUGACUUUUUCAGAGCCAAGUAUUCUCGCAAUGCUCAUGUUUUAGCACAAAAUAAGAGACCCACGGAUUCCCGUUUUUGGAAAUCUAUUAUUUCCGUAUUACCAGAAGUUGUGGAUAAUGUGAAGGUUUUGGUAAGGGGUGGUAACGCUUCUUUUUGGUUUGACAGAUGGUUAUCUUCAGGUUUGCUCUCUGCUAGAGCUCAUGAUAUUGCUAAUUUGAAAUUACAUAUUAGUGAUUGUUGGACUAAUAAUUCUUGGAACACGGAUUUGUUAAGGGAAUUAGUUGAUGUUGAUACUGUGACAGAUAUUAUUUUACAUGUUCCGGUUGGGAAAAGGGGCGUGGAUAAAAUGGUAUGGAUGCCUUCUUCUAAUGGUAAUUUCUCUACUUCUACAGCUUGGGAGGUGUCUCGGAGUAAAGGGCAGUUAUUACCGGUUCAUGGGUGGUUUUGGCAUAAUUGUUUACCUACACGGAUAUCUAUGUGUAUGUGGAGGAGCUGGUUUAAUUCUUUGGCAGUGGAUGAUCGUAUUCAGCAUAAAGGGGUAUCGUUAGCUUCGGCUUGUGAUUGUUGUUUGAGGCGUCAAACAGAAAGCAUAGACCAUAUUUUCUCCUGGGGAGAGGUUGCGACUCAGGUUUGGGUGGUUGCUAGCACAGAAAUGGGGAUCCCUUCGACAAAUCAUUGGUCUUGGAAAUCCAGAGUGUUGCAUUGGUUUAAUUAUGCCAAGAAGUCUUCCAUCAAGGGAACGUUGAUUGGUUUAAUUCCUUGUUUAAUUACGUGGUGUCUUUGGAAAAGAAGAUGUAAAGCGAGAAUGGAGGGGAAAACUGAAAAUGCGGAUCAGUUACAAUGUCAGAAUAUAAAUUCUAGACCUGGAAGAAUUGUUAAAUGGUCUAGGCCUCCCGAGGGCUGGUUUAAACUUAAUUGUGAUGGGAGUUGUCGAGGCAAUCCCGGUAAUACAGGAGGUGGUGGCAUCAUAAGGGAUAGUCAUGGACUCGUGAAAGGGGCUUUCUCUACGUAUUACGGACGUGGUACCAAUAAUAGUGCGGAAUUAAAGGCCAUUGUGGAAGGAGUUCGGCUUUGUAAACGGCUUCAUAUGAAUAAUAUUAUUAUUGAAAGUGACUCUAAAAUUGUCGUCGAUUGGAUUCGUACAAGGAAGUGCACGCUGUGGUAUCUCUGGGAUUUUUGGGAUGAGUUAUGUGAGGAAUUGAGGGGAAUGACUUAUAUGGUUGAACACCAAUUCAGGGAAGCAAAUUUUGCGGCGGAUUUUUUAGCUCGUGAAGGAGAAAGAGGGAGGACGGAAAUUUAUGAUAACAUUCAAAGAGGCCCUCAUCUCUUGAAAGGCAUUGUUCGGACUGAUUCUCUGGGCCUUCCUUCUUUUCGCUUCUAG
Messenger RNA from Carya illinoinensis, 5100 nucleotides. RefSeq lists its product as uncharacterized. The transcript is spliced from 3 exons. Lineage: Eukaryota; Viridiplantae; Streptophyta; Magnoliopsida; Fagales; Juglandaceae. Bases 1 to 5100 code for a protein of 1699 amino acids. Gene Ontology annotation, molecular function: nucleic acid binding; RNA-DNA hybrid ribonuclease activity. The record is from RefSeq and is a predicted model, not a curated record.